Lactuca virosa is the source of this 580-nucleotide messenger RNA. Lineage: Eukaryota; Viridiplantae; Streptophyta; Magnoliopsida; Asterales; Asteraceae. The record is from the annotation of a GenBank genome assembly.
AUGGGCAAAUCAAGUUCCAACAUGGGACAAGUGUAUCAAAAAUCAGAAUACUUGUCCCAACAUGUCUCUAUUCAUUCUAGAGAAGAAGAUGAUAUUGAGAAUUUGACAAAAACAACAAAAAAGAGUAAAAGAGGAGUCAACAAGAAAGUUCUUAAAGUUCUUUUAAUAGAACAUAAGACAUUGUCCAAGUUUCAAUAUAUUGAUCAUACAGAGAGGGGGAUCAGGGGAAUAAUGGAAGGAAGAAGUCCCAAAGUCUUAUGUCUGCUGCCAACCGGGACAAAAAAGCAUUGCUUCCAACAAAGACCCUGAAUCUAGCAAAAAGCAGGAAGACAUCAAGCAACCAAGUCUCCUUCCAUUGUAGGAAAAACUAAAUGGAAAUUGGUUCUCCCAAUUCCAUGGGAUUGAACGGGAAUUGGAAUCCCAAUUCCAAGAUAUCAAACAACGGAGAAUGUGUAUGCGGGAAUGCAAAAUAUGAGAGGAAAUUUAGAAUUAUGGUACAUUAUACCUUGAAAUCAAAUAUCAAUCAAUGUUAAACUUUGAUAUUUGAUGCUUAUGGAUGUUUUGGUAAACUUUGAUGGUU